UGUUCGUUCUCUUUAGCUGCGUCUCCCCGGCGGACUGCAGUGUAUAUCAGCUUCUCCUGAACCAGGACUCAAUCCAGCACCAUGAUCAUCUACAAAGACCUCAUCACCGGGGAUGAGAUGUUCUCGGACAUCUACAAGAUCAAAGUGUCAGAGAAUGGCAUGAUGAUUGAAGUUGAAGGAAAGAUGAUCAGCCGGUCGGAGGGAGAGAUCGACGAUACGUUGAUCGGCGGCAAUGCAUCCUCGGAGGUCCAGGAUGAGGGCUGUGAUUUGACAACCGUCAGUGGUAUUGACAUUGUCCUGAACCACAAACUGCAUGAAACCAGCUAUGACAAGAAAGGCUACAUGGUCUACAUUAAGGACUACAUGAAGGCAGUCAAGGCUAAGCUGGAGGAAACUGCUCCUAACCGGGUAGAGCCUUUCAUGGCUAAUGCCCAAGCUGAGGUCAAGAAAAUCAUAGCUAACAUCAAGAACUAUCAGUUUUUCAUAGGCGAAUCCAUGAACCCCGAUGGCUCGAUUGGCCUCCUUGAUUUCCGUGAGGAUGGAGUGACGCCCUUCAUGCUGUUCUUUAAAGAUGGUCUUGAGAUCGAGAAAUGCUAAACUCCCCUGCUUGCCCCAGACUGCUCACCCUCAUCAUUGGGUGGCCAUGAAAAGCUUGCGGAUCAGAUCACCUCAUUCCUCUUCGACUCUUAUCAGGAUCAAGAGCGGACGCUCUUUUAACCCCCUUCGUGCCACCACUGAUUCCAUUAUCAACGUCCAACCAGAAGACUUAAGGCCCUUUAAACAUCAACUCCGAGGGACAGUAUUUUAGUGAGCUAAAAUGUUACGUUUUAAGGGAAAGUAAUGAUGUGGCUCACUGGUAUUUUUUUAAUUAAGUUGACUGCCUGGGUAUUGGUUUGCAGGGUGCAUGUCAGCCCUCAGACAGCAAUUGUACAGUCGUUUCUCGCCAUCCCAAGCCACAGGAUUGUAUAGGAUUUCUUGGCACUAUUUGUGAAUUAAAGUCAAGCUGCUGGCUAAA
Trichomycterus rosablanca is the source of this 1015-nucleotide messenger RNA. RefSeq names its product tumor protein, translationally-controlled 1 (gene tpt1). The record is from RefSeq and is a predicted model, not a curated record. The coding region runs from base 82 to 597 and encodes 171 amino acids. Gene Ontology annotation, molecular function: calcium ion binding. Gene Ontology annotation, cellular component: cytoplasm. The transcript is spliced from 6 exons. NCBI's taxonomy places the organism in Eukaryota, Metazoa, Chordata, Actinopteri, Siluriformes, Trichomycteridae.